AACCAACAUAAUAUUUUAUAUAGUUAUAUUAAAUCCAUAUCCUAUUGAAGAAAUAAUUAAUUAUUUCCCUUGACCUCAUUAAUUCUAAGUUUAACCUUAUAAAUGUAGUGUGAUUACGACCCAAUUCUUUCAUUUCCAUCCAUUCAUUCACAGUACCCAAUACAAACAUGAAUGAACUUAAACCAAAUCAAGCAAAUUCCACCCCACUUACUCCUCUAACUCUAAUUGAUCGAGCAGCCAUAAUCUAUGGUGAUUGCCCAUCAAUUGUAUACAAAUCUACCACCUUCACAUGGGCCGAAACCCACCAUCGAUGUCUCCGAAUCGCUUCCUCGAUAUCGUCCCUAGGCAUUGCCCAAGGAGAUGUAGUAUCCGUUGUUAGCCCAAAUGUCCCUGCAGCAUAUGAGCUACAUUUUGCCGUGCCUAUGGCAGGGGCCGUGCUAAAUAACAUUAAUAUUCGACUCGAUCCUAGGACCAUAUCUAUCCUACUUCUACAUAGUGAGUCCAAAAUCGUUUUCGUGUACGAGCAAUUGUUAUCCCUUGUGUCGCAAGCUAUUGCACUUUUCCCAAAAGAACGAGCACAGGCUCAUCCUGUGCUCGUUCUUGUUACGGAUGAAGAGUAUGAUCAUAAUGCCGGGUUUUCUAUCAAACCUUUAACAAAAUUUAAGGGUGUUGAUAAAAAAGAAUUUGUUACAAAUUAUGAGGAAAUGGUUAGGAAAGGGGAUCCGAGUUUUAAUUGGAUCCGCCCAAAAAAUGAAUGGGAUCCGAUUGUGUUGAAUUAUACAUCAGGAACAACAUCUUCACCUAAGGGUGUUGUACAUUGUCAUCGUGGGUCGUUUAUUGCUACUAUGGAUGGGUUAAUUGAUUGGGCAGUACCCAAGAGACCCGUUUACUUAUGGACCUUACCCAUGUUUCAUUCAAAUGGGUGGAGCUAUACUUGGGGGAUGGCUGCUGUUGGUGGGACUAAUAUUUGUCUUAAGAAGUUUGAUGGUGCUACCAUUCAUGCUGCUAUACGGGCCCACCGUGUGACCCAUAUGUGUGCUGCACCUAUAGUUCUCAAUAUGCUUACUAGUUUAACAUCGGAUCCAGAUCCGUUUUCAUGGCCUGUUCAUGUACUCACUGGCGGGUCACCUCCGCCCGCACCUGUUUUGCUUCGGGCGGAGUCCCUUGGGUUUAUAGUUGGGCAUGGGUAUGGGCUUACUGAAACUGGCGGGGUUAUUGUUUCGUGUGCUUGGAAAGAAAAUUGGAAUAAAUACCCAGCUUUAGAGCGAGCCCGUUUUAAGGCUCGUCAAGGUGUCCGAACUAUAGGUUUAACUGAAAUUGAUGUUAUUAACCCAACAACGGGUGAGUCUGUAGAUCAUAAUGGAAAAGCUAUGGGAGAAAUUGUUCUUCGAGGUGGUUCUAUUAUGUUAGGGUAUUUGAAAGAUCCAGAAGGAACAUCGAAAUGUAUGAGAAAAGAUGGAUGGUUUAGGACGGGUGAUCUUGGUGUAAUGCACCCAGAUGGUUACUUGGAAAUUAAAGAUCGUUCUAAAGAUAUUAUUAUCAGUGGAGCUGAAAAUAUUAGCAGUGUUGAAGUUGAAAAUGUUUUAUACACAUUUCCUGCAGUGAAUGAGGUUGCUGUUGUGGCCAAACCCGACGAGUAUUGGGGGGAAACACCAUGUGCUUUUGUAAGCUUGCGUAAAGGAUGGACGGAAAACCCAACAGAAAGAGAAAUAAUUGAAUAUUGCAGAAAGAAAAUGCCACAUUUUAUGGUUCCUAAAAGGGUGGUGUUUAAGGAUGAGAUUCCUAAGACUUCUACCGGAAAAAUUCAGAAAUAUGUGCUCAGGGAAAUUGCUAAAGGUUUGGAACAACAUUGUGAUAUUGCUGUUACAACCUUGACAAGUCGUCUAUAAAAGUCGUCGUUAUCAUCAUUAUACUCAAUAUAUUUCAUUCAUAUAAGUUAUAUAACUUAUCAUCAGGGUUUAAAAAGAAUUGGAAAACGUCAUACCAUACACUUAUCAAUAGAGUCAAAUUGGCUAUAAAGUGUUAGUAAUAUUUUUAUUAUUACAUUGUAUACUCUAAUUUAAAGAUAUGUUUUGUUGGAUUGCCUUUUCGUUUAUAUAUGUUAUUUUUUUAAAUUAUGAUAUUAGCUCAUUAAAUUUUUUCUUAUCAUAUUGAAUGUAUUUGUUGUAUGUAAGUG
This is a messenger RNA of Amaranthus tricolor (Joseph's coat), 2176 nucleotides long. Its product is annotated as 2-methylpropanoate--CoA ligase CCL4-like. The record is from RefSeq and is a predicted model, not a curated record. Lineage: Eukaryota; Viridiplantae; Streptophyta; Magnoliopsida; Caryophyllales; Amaranthaceae. The transcript has a single exon. Bases 168 to 1889 code for a protein of 573 amino acids.